AUGAAUCUCAUAAGUUGGAAUGCCCGGGAUUUGGGGAACCCGACUGCAUUCAGACAUUUGCGCUUGCUUGUUCAAGAGCAAGCUCCCUGUGUACUUUUCAUUAUGGAAACUAAAUUACAAAAUGGUAGUAUAGAUAUGUUUCGUAGUAAAUUACACUUCUCUAAUGGCAUUGAAGUUCCAAGUCAAGAUGGGCCAUCUUUCCACUUUACUGGUUUUUAUGGGCAUCCAUGUGCUUCUCAAAGACAUCUAACAUGGACUUUAUUGCGUAGAUGCUUUGAUAUUGCACCCUUAUCACCUUGGCUAGUUUUAGGGGAUUUCAAUGAGGUCCUCUCUCAUGAAGACAAAAUUGGAGGACCAAGGAGGAGUGACAGCCAAAUCAAUGCCUUUCGUUCUGUGGGAAGUGGGAAUGUCAAAGAAAGACUUGACUAUGGGUUCACUAAUAACUAUUGGGAUGCUACUUUCCUUGCACCAUCUUUGAAGCACUUGGACUUUUAUAAGUCAGAUCAUAGAGCCCUUAAAACAACUGUUACUGCACUAAUGGAUCGUGUGGAUGUUCCUGAGUUCAGAUCACGUUUUCGAUUUGAAAAAAUCUGGUUAAAGGAAGAUGCUUGUGCUGAUAUAAUAAGUGCCAACUGGAUUCGGGAUCAUAGCAGCCCUUUAGUUCAACUCACAACCAAUAUCUCCAAUUGUGCCACUAGCUUACAGAAAUGGCACUAUUCGAAUUUCGGUAACCUGAGAAGGGACAUUAAAGAAUCUCAUGAGCAUGUUGCAGCACUUCAGAACUCCUCAUCUACCGAACCUCAACAUUUUGCUGCACUAAAAAAUUCUGAGCAGAUUCUUGAUGAUUUGUUGGCUAAGGAAGAGGAUUAUUGGCACCAACGAGCUCGAAUCUCUUGGAUGCAAUCUGGUGAUUCCAAUACAAAGUUUUUCCAUCAGCGUGCUAAUGCUAGAUCAACCAAUAAUCGCAUUAAGAAGCUCACUGAUGCAGCGGGCAAUACACAAACCAGUGAGGCUGCUAAACUUGAUAUUAUCUCGACCUAUUUCCAGUCCAUUUUUAGCAGCCAAGGAAUAGAUGAUAAUGCCAUUGCCUCUAUAUUGGAAAGAAAUCAUAUCAGCCCCUACUCAGCAGAUGAUGUUCUCAAUGCCCUCAACUCAAUGAGUGAUGAUAAGAGCCCUGGCUUGGAUGAAUCGGUAUUAGAUGUUCUUAACAAUGGUACAGAUCCUGCUCUUCUGAAUAGAACUAUUAUCACACUAAUUCCCGAAGUUAAGAAGCCUCAAUUCAUCACUCAGCAUCGGCCCAUUAGCUUGUGCACCGUCCUUUAUAAACUGGUUUCUAAGUCGAUCGUGCUCAGGCUUCAACCUUUCUUGCCAUUAGUGAUCUCUGAGUACCAAAGUGCUUUCAUGUCCCAACGGUUGAUAACUGAUAAUAUACUCAUUGCUUUUGAGUUGCUGCACUCUCUAAAGACUCGAAAACGAGGCUCACAAGGAUAUGCUGCAAUUAAAUUAGACAUGUCCAAAGCCUUUGAUCGAGUGGAAUGGUCUUAUAUUGCUCAAAUUAUGAUGAAAAUGGGUUUUGGAACAGUCAUAGUUGAUCUUAUUCUUCGCUGCUUACGCUCGAUCUCAUAUUCUUUUCUGCUGAAUGGAAAAGUUCUUGGAGAUGUGCUACCUACCCGAGUGUACUCUUCUGCCGAGCCAAUCAACAAUCAGCCAGGUCAAUUCAACAAGCGUUGGACAUCUACCAUCGUGCUAGUGGUCAAGCAGUCAAUCCGGAUAAAUGUGUCCGAUUUUUUUCUCCCAAUACAAGACACCAUAAUCAGGUCUACUUCCAACAACUUCUCAAUAUGCCUAUUCUAUCUUGGUCUUCCAUCCUUUUCUGGCCGAGAUAAGACAAAACUCUUUAGUGGCAUUACUGAUAAAAUUUGGAAAUUGUUAAGUAGUUGGAAAGAGCAACUAUUUUCUGUUGGGGGAAAGGAAGUUCUUUUAAAAGCUGUGGUACAAGCAAUCCCUACAUAUGCUAUGAGCUGCUUCCGUUUGCCUGUUGCACUGUGUCAUCAAAUUGAGAGUAUGAUGGCAAAUUUCUGGUGGGGAUCAACAUCAUCUGGUAAUGCCAUUCAUUGGAAAAAUUGGAAUUCUCUAUGUAAGGCUAAAGUUCAUGGUGGAUUAGGAUUCCGGAAUUUUAUAGAUUUUAAUCAAGCUCUUUUGGCGAAACAAGUCUGGCGUCUUUUAGAAUCACCAAGCUCUCUACUCAGUCGUAUAUUGCAUCACAGAUAUUUUUUGAAUGGAAAUGUUCUUACUGCUGGUGUGGGAACUUGUCCUUCUCUCACUUGGAGAAGCAUUGUAUGGGGCAAGGAACUUCUUGUCAAAGGUUUACGAUGGAGAGUUGGCUCUGGUACUUGCAUCACUUGCAAGACAGAUCCCUGGUUACCUGGACACACUGAUUUCACACCUUUCAGCUUUAUAGGCACUGAUAGCUCUCUUCAAGUUGCUGAUCUCAUAGACCAACAUCGACAAUGGGAUUUGACAGCAGUUUCAUGUAACUUUGGACAUGCAGACAUUGAUCGAAUUCUUUCAAUUCCUCUCAGCAUUUUUCCAUCAGAGGAUGCACUCAUUUGGCAUGGUACCACUUCGGGUAACUAUAUGGUUAAAUUUGGUUAUUACUUUGCUACUUCACUCGCUGAACAUCAAGAUGCAGGCAGUACCUAUGUUUAUGAGAACUGGUGGUCUAAAUUCUGGAAACUAAAGUUGUCCUCUAAGCUUCGCAUUUUUGUUUGGAAGGUUUUUCAUAAUGCAAUCCCAGUAGCUGCAGAAUUACACAGGAAACACAUUGCAAAUACUCCUUACUGCCCUUUGUGUAAACAGCAGCAGGAAACCAUACCUCAUGCACUCUUUCUGUGCACCAGGGCCAAGGAAGUAUGGCGUCUUUCAUCAAUAAAUCUGAAUUUCAAGUUAGCUACUACUUCUUUAGCUGAGGAGUUCUUAUUCUAUGCCUCGGACAACACAUCGACUUCAGAUUUUGAACAGUUCUUAACCAUUUGUUGGAGUAUCUGGUAUGAGAGGAAUGCUGAAUACCAUGAUAAAUCCCCUAAACAACCUGCUGCAGUCCUGGCAUUUGCAACAGACUAUCUUGGAAAAUAUCAAUCUGCUCAAGCUAAAUCAGUGUCCAAUAACUCUGCUGCUACUUCAAUUAAACCUCCAGCAUCUCGUUCACAAGCUGCAGCAUCAACAGAUCAGUGGAUGGCUCCUCUUGCUGGUAAAUUCAAAUUAAAUACUGAUGCGGCCUGCAACAAAGCUGGUAAGAUAAUUGGUAUAGGUGCAGUUUUGAGGGACUCAUCUGGUUUAGUUAAGGCAGCUUUCUCAAAGGCUAUUAAAGGAUGUUAUAAAGCUGAGGAGAUGGAGGCUACUGCUCUUGUUCAUGCUUUGCAAUGGCUUCUUAAUCUAGGACUAACAGCAGAUAUCAUUGAAACCGAUUCUUUGUUAGUAGUUCAAGGUUUAAAAGCUGCUUCUUCAUGUAGUUCUGCUUUUCAUGCUAUUUUAAAUGAUGUCAACUAUCUUGUAUCCUCUUUCCCACGAGCACAGAUCACCCAUGUUAAGCGAUCUGCUAAUACUUAUGCCGAUGUUUUGGCUAAGUUUGCUCUUACGGUGGAUACUGAUUGUACUUGGUUAGAAGAAUUUCUACCUCUACUUAUGACUGUUAUGUAA
Molecule: messenger RNA, 3699 nt
Organism: Cannabis sativa
Lineage: Eukaryota; Viridiplantae; Streptophyta; Magnoliopsida; Rosales; Cannabaceae
Exons: 6
Coding region: 1-3699 (1232 amino acids)
Molecular function (GO): nucleic acid binding; RNA-DNA hybrid ribonuclease activity
Source: RefSeq, a predicted model, not a curated record